AAGAACUAUAAAAUUGAUGGGACCCAAAUCAGUUUUAAACCCAGGGGUUUACGAAACAGAAGUAACUUUUGUUAUAUAAACUCAAUAUUACAAGCCUUACUUGCUUGCCCACCACUUUGUAAUCUCCUCAAACGGCUAUCAGAGAACUUCACUCACAAUAAUGCACUGAAAUCAAUAACAAUGAGUGAAAAUAUGUGUAAAUUUAUGAAUAACUUCGAUAAUCUGCCCAAUGUAAGACGCAAGUCACGUUCAAAAAAGAAGAACAAGAAGCAAACUUUCGUCAAUAUAGAUAAUGGCAAUUCGUUUGAGGCCUCAUCGUUUUAUACGAUGCUAAACGGAACACGUAGCGAUUCUUUCCUUGUUGAAGGACGACAAGAGGACGCCGAAGAGUUCUUAGGCCUUCUGUUAAAUGGGCUCAAUGAUGAAAUGAUGGGAAAAAUGAAAUUGAUUAGCCAUGACGAAAAUAUUCAAGCAGCUAAAAUAGAAGGGAAUGUAACAAGAGAAAUACAAAUGGACAAGACACCGAUUAGUGAUAUAUUCGGAGGACUUCUCUGUUCAAGAAUCCAUAAAACCGGAGAUGAAACUUCAGAAAAUAUUGAACCAUUCCUAACAUUGCCAUUAAAUAUUAAAAAAGCAAAUAACAUAGCUGAAGCAUUAGAAGGCCUUACAACCAAGAACAAACUAGAGGGUCUGACAUCAUCGAAAACGAAAGAACCGGUUGAAGCAUGGCAGCAAGUGAUGAUAGAGAAGUUGCCUGUAGUUUUAGUAUUACAUUUGAAAUGCUUCGAAUACAGAAUGAAUGGCUGCACUAAAAUAAUGAAGACUAUAGAAUUUCCCAUCAAUCUGCAGAUUGAUUCUAAAAUAUUAUCAGGAAGGACGAAUACUCCAGCGGAGAGAAAAUAUAAACUGAUAUCUGUAGUAUACCAUGUAGGAAAGGAGGCCAGCUAUGGGCAUUAUAUAGCAGAUACUUUCCAUUCGGGGUAUAAUACAUGGUUGAGGUUUGAUGACUCUAAAAUAAACAGAGUUACGGAAGAAGAUGUUCUUAAACGUCAAGGAGAUAGAGUUCCUUAUUUAUUAUUUUAUCGAAGGAGUGAUACGGUGUGA
This is a messenger RNA of Harmonia axyridis, 1104 nucleotides long. It is a transcript of the gene Usp10, whose product is annotated as ubiquitin carboxyl-terminal hydrolase 10. The transcript is spliced from 2 exons. Gene Ontology annotation, cellular component: nucleus; cytosol. NCBI's taxonomy places the organism in Eukaryota, Metazoa, Arthropoda, Insecta, Coleoptera, Coccinellidae. Gene Ontology annotation, biological process: DNA damage response, signal transduction by p53 class mediator; regulation of autophagy; protein deubiquitination. The annotation marks the transcript as partial. The record is from RefSeq and is a predicted model, not a curated record. Gene Ontology annotation, molecular function: cysteine-type endopeptidase activity; cysteine-type deubiquitinase activity.